CAAUUGAUGCAAUAGAGCUGAGCAAUAACAUAAUUCGGUCGGUUGAACGGGCCAAGCAACAUUUAACAAAAUAUUUCGCCGAAACAGAUCGAAAGGUGCAGUCCAUCAAGCAUUUCUGGAAUGACUUCUUCAGAUCCGAAUUUGAAGAAGUGGAAACUUUGAAUCGAAUGAAAAUAGAACCGCAAGCAUCAGUGGUUGAUCCACAUCCGGUUCGAUGUGCGGAACACUCAGAUGUCCAACUGAAAACGAAAAUUAAAGUUGAAUUAGUCGAAUGCGAUCCCAACGAAACAUAUUCGAGUGAUGUUCAGAUCAUCGAAUUACCACCAGAAGAACCUAUUGAAAUUUCGGACGAUGAGACACAACUAUUAUGUGACCAAUUACAAGUAGACAGAAACGAUACCAAGGACCUGGUCGUUUCGCAAUCAACAAGUAGUAAGAAGUUGUCAGCAGCUAGCACCUCGAAAGGAUCACUGAAUAUCGCUGUGGAACCAGUGCAAAACAAUCUGUCCGUCGAUUGUCAGGCUUUAUCGCAACAGAGCUUUACGCAUCCUUUAAAUUGGAACUUUCAAAUCGAAGAACGCACAAUGACUGAGUCGCAGCACCAGUGACUGUAGUACACAUCGAUCGCACCUCACAUCCAUUGGUACUAAAACGAUUAUCAAAAUGCACUGGAAAACCAUACAAACGGGGACGAUAUAAUAUGAUGGAGAGGAGUGACGAGUUACUUCGUCCAAAACAUUCAAAUUCGGUUAAAUACGGUUAAAUAUUCAAUUUCAAAAUUUCAUGGGACAUUGUGUGGAGGUGUCUGAACAGCAGCCGUUGCGAAAUGAGUGUGUUUAUGCUGUCGAUCCGCGUAUUUUAAGAAAAAAAUUGAUAAUUAAAGAGACAAUUGGAUGAGAGUGACGUUGUUCGUUUGGUCCAUGUAUCGUUAAUUGAAUCAAAAAAUUGAGUAAAUUUGAAAUAAAACCAGAAAAGAA
Bradysia coprophila is the source of this 977-nucleotide messenger RNA. RefSeq lists its product as uncharacterized. The record is from RefSeq and is a predicted model, not a curated record. NCBI's taxonomy places the organism in Eukaryota, Metazoa, Arthropoda, Insecta, Diptera, Sciaridae.